AUAAAUAUUUCUAUAAGACAGCUACAUAUGUACCUAUUGAACAGAGAAUUCGAACACCUCACCAUUGUUUCCCUUCCGACUUUGAAUCACUGCCAAAAACACAAAGUACACACCCCAGCUUUUUCGCUCCUCGGAAACAUCCCCAAACAAAUUGAAACAGCAGAUAUGACCCUAACCAACAGCGCUCUCCACUACACGAGCCUCUUCCUCGGCACCGUUACUAUCGGCUUCGGCUUACAUUACACACUCUUCCCCCGCUCCGCCUUCAAUAACUUCGGCUUCGCGCCCCCUUCAUCAUCAGUCAAGCCCUCCGACCUUGAGCUCCUCGACAGCAUCCUGAUUCUGUUCGGCGCCAAAGACCUCUUCGUCGGCGUGAGCAUUUGGGCCGCUGCAUUGUCGGGGAACAAAAGGUUGACGGGUGUCAAUAUACUCGCGUUGGGCCUUUGCGCAGCUCUUGAUGGGUGGAUUGUCAAGAGAUCUGAGGGUGUGGUUGCUGGAGCAGAGUGGGGUCAUUGGGGGUAUGGAAGCGUCGCGUUGGUUCUUGGGGCCGUGAUGCUGUCCUAG
Periconia digitata is the source of this 564-nucleotide messenger RNA. The record is from the annotation of a GenBank genome assembly. Lineage: Eukaryota; Fungi; Ascomycota; Dothideomycetes; Pleosporales; Periconiaceae.